AUGCAAAACGACUCUGCUAUUCCUGAUAAUAACAGCGACAACAACGUGAGAGGUGUCUUUCGCCAAAAUGGCUCUGCUAAAUCUGAGCCUUCACAACCUAUUUUUCGUUGCAAUGAUUGUGGCAAACUACUUGAUCUUGUUAUUGAGCAAGGAAUAUCUGCGAGAAAAGCUGGUUUAACCAUUGGCAUUGUUGUAAGAACAGCGCAGCAUUAUGUCAAAUUGUAUAAAGAUAAUGUGGAGAAGCGUUUGCCCGGAACCAAAAAACUGUCACGUCAAGGUGGAAAUGACAGAAAGCUCGAAGAGAAACAUACAGAUUUCCUUUGUAGUUUUUAUGAGCAAAAUGUGGCUGCAGUCCUUUGGGAGGCAAGAGAUGCACUGCUUCCUGCCUUCCCUGAUUUGAUUUCAAUUACUUUAUCGGGUUUACAUAAGCAUCUCAUUAAGUAUGCAUUACUUGCUUUGAAAAAAUUAGAUAAAGUUCUUGCUACUAGAGCAACUGAUAAUAUGUUGCAAUUACGUAAAGAAAUUGUAUUGGCAUGGAAAGCAGAUCAAGCAAUGAAUUGGCAAAAUAAUUAUAUUUUCAUUGAUGAAACUGAGUUUAAUAUGCGUAUUAGACGAAACUUUGGUAGAUCAAAGCGAGGGAUGCCUGCUAAAGCAAGUUUCCCUUCAAAUAAAGGUAUCACCGUAGCAAUCAUUGGGGCUAUUUGUGAAAAAGGAGUUGUUGAUUUGACCUUGCGCAAGCCAAAGGCAGUUCAAAAGAAUGCUCGUGGAAUGACUGGUAGAUAUCUUGUUAUGGAUAAUGCCAUGAUUCAUAAACGUCCUAAUAUUCAAAAACUUAUUGUGGACCGAGGCUAUAAGGUUGCUUACCUUCCUUACUCGCCAUUUCUAAAUCCAAUUGAAUUGUUCUGGGCAAAGAAUUAUCGAAUCAGCUAA
Messenger RNA from Rhizopus microsporus ATCC 52813, 930 nucleotides. RefSeq lists its product as uncharacterized. The transcript has 5 exons. Gene Ontology annotation, molecular function: nucleic acid binding. Lineage: Eukaryota; Fungi; Mucoromycota; Mucoromycetes; Mucorales; Rhizopodaceae. The coding region runs from base 1 to 930 and encodes 309 amino acids. The record is from RefSeq and is a predicted model, not a curated record.